Messenger RNA from Microthlaspi erraticum, 819 nucleotides. NCBI's taxonomy places the organism in Eukaryota, Viridiplantae, Streptophyta, Magnoliopsida, Brassicales, Brassicaceae. The record is from the annotation of a GenBank genome assembly.
AUGUUCAGUUUCCCUUUUCUUCCGCAGUAUUUCUUGUACCAAAUCCUGCGUGGAUUAAAGUACAUUCAUUCGGCCAAUGUGUUACAUAGAGAUUUAAAUCCAAGAAAUCUCCUCGUGAAUGUAAAAUGUGACUUAAAGAUCUGUGAUUUCGGGCUUCCUCGUGACAUUGCCGAGGUUCUUGAUCCUGAGAUGCCUGAGUACGUUGUCACAAGAUGGUACCGUGCACCCGAGCUUCUGUUACACUCUUCUCCUUAUACCACAGCGAUAGAUGUUUGGUCCGUUGGCUGCAUUUUCUUGGAAAUGAUGAACCGCAAACCGCUCUUCCCAAGUGAAAAUCAUACUCAACAGUUUGAUUUGGUUAUGGAGCUCAUAGGCAGUCCAUCAGAAGAAGAUCUUGGAUCGUUUAAUGAAAACGCUAAGCGAUUCUUGCGGUGGCUUCCUUGGCUUCCUCGCCAAUCUUUCUCUGAAAAAUUCCCAAACGUGCACCCUUUAGCUAUAGACCUGAUGGAGAAGAUUCUAAAGUUUGACCCUAGAAAGAGAAUCUCAGUUGAAGAAGCGCUUGCUCAUCCAUAUCUCCAAUCCAUGCAUGACACUAGCAAUGAACCAGAGUGCACAAGGCCUCUCAACUUCGAUCUAGAGGAACCAUUCACAGAGGAGGAGGUUAAGGAGUUGGUCUACUGUGAAGCACUAGAUUUUCAUCCUGAAUAUACCAGAAAGAAAAGGACCAUUGACUUUGGCUUCACAACAGUUCUCAUAGCAAUUGUUUUGUUUCUGUUCUUCAAAUCUUUUGAGAUAAGCGUAGAGAGGGACCAUCUUUGA